Messenger RNA from Ilex paraguariensis (yerba mate), 443 nucleotides. The record is from the annotation of a GenBank genome assembly. NCBI's taxonomy places the organism in Eukaryota, Viridiplantae, Streptophyta, Magnoliopsida, Aquifoliales, Aquifoliaceae.
AAAGAAAUGACUCUGUGUGCAUUGUCAAAUGUAGAUUUGUCAUAUUCUACCAGUGAAAGUUGUUUGCAUAAGGAAUUUUCAAACUUCGGGCAUGUAGCUGAAGUUAGGCUUGUCAAGGAUGAAGCCACGAAAAGGUCAAAAGGUUAUGCUUUUAUUCAAUAUACUUCUCAAGAUAAUGCCUUGCAAGCUAUAGAAAACAUGGAUCAAAAGCAUUUUGAUGGCCGAGUAAUACAUGUAGAACUUGCAAAGCUUGGGAAGAAUGUAUAUGGUGGAUACCCAAAAACCUCAGGACCACCUAAAGAGCAGAAUUUGCCGAGACAAGAUGAGGCAAAUGAGUGAUUAGAAGUGCCAUUAGAUUUUCUGUUGGUCCUGAUUCUGGAAAAGUAUCAUCACUCCCCAGAUAAACAUAUUUCAGAGUAGAUGGAAGUGACUUCAAAUCAGGU